UUGGAUGCGAAAGGCGUUCUAACUACCUUGGCUACAAACUUUAUGGCAAGAGGAUAUGGAGUCACAGGACCAGCCGGCUCUUCCCAAAUUGUAUCUCUCAAUCUUACCAAUCUUCUAGUACUGGUACUUCUGAAAGCUCUUAUUUUCGCAGCGGGUUCUUUGGGUGCCGGCCAUUUGAAAGGUGGGUUCGCUAGGACAAUAGAUGGAGAAGAAAAAUUGGUUACUGAUGAGGAGGUACUGAUGUUCUUGAGCUAUUUGUCAGGUUCUCCUGGUUGCCUUCAGAAUAUAGCCUGUCAGCAACCUGAGCAAGCAAAGAAAUACAUAAAUGCAGGAGACCUACUUUUGAAGAUAUCAAAAAUGUUCAAAAUAGAAACUAAUAUGGACUAUAACUAUAUACUGCAAGAAAUGGAAGAGGCUUCCAACGUUGGUUUAGCAGGAGGGAGGUGCAGCGAUUACGAAUGUAGGACAAAUACAUGAUUAUUUUUAGAACCUCGGAUACAAUAUAUGAUUUCUGAGUGAAUAAUUGA
Messenger RNA from Leptinotarsa decemlineata (Colorado potato beetle), 527 nucleotides. RefSeq lists its product as uncharacterized. The record is from RefSeq and is a predicted model, not a curated record. NCBI's taxonomy places the organism in Eukaryota, Metazoa, Arthropoda, Insecta, Coleoptera, Chrysomelidae.